Messenger RNA from Amoebophrya sp. A120, 3550 nucleotides. The record is from the annotation of a GenBank genome assembly. Lineage: Eukaryota; Dinophyceae; Syndiniales; Amoebophryaceae.
AGCGAUCGCCCUUGACCGAAUCUAUCGACAACCCUCGUAGUUUUAAAGAUUCCCUCAUCUUAGAAAAUCAAGAUGAUCCACCUUACUGACUUGUUUUACCAAUUUGGAAAUUCUAUAUUGUCGUCUUAUCCGAAGUGCAAAACGUGACGUUAGCCUCCGACUGAAUCUUCGUAUUUGUCUAGCAUUGAAUUUCAAAUUUGUUCAACAACUUGUCAAACAGGAAUAAGUACAUUUCGAUUUCAAUCUCUUCGCUUCUUGUAUCGGUAUUCAACUACGAUCCGGAAAGAAUUGAUUAGAAUAGCCUCCGUGUCAGUUAUACACCGACUCGGUCGCGCGUUUUAGAAUUUUUUUGCGAUUAUUUCAAUUUCUCAUAUCAUCGGUUGUGACAGACAUUAAGAACAAAAAUAGCGCACAGCAACUAUUGCUAUUCUUCUAGUAAAUCUCCGCACUUCGACUACCACUACCAUCAGAAAUUUCAGUAGUGCCGUAGGAUUAGGACGACAUUGAUUGUCCAUCACAUCAAAAAAGCGAGCACCGCUAAUUUAGGAGCUGUUGUUGUUUUCGUUUUCCAAGUAUUGGUCGAAACACAGUUCAUCUUCAUUUUAACCCUUGUUAUUUCAAUUUCAAUUUCUACGUCGAAACGACUCACGACUAGCACUACCAAGAACCUAGAAGUUGGACUAGUUACAACUAACAUUCAUACAUGUAUUUUUCUACUGCUGCGGCAAUGAAAAAUGUCAUUCUCAUUCUUCUCUACAGCGUAUCCCGUAGCUUUGCUGUUGCCAUUCCGAGGACGCCCUCCGGCUUGUUGAAUCACAAAAAUGUAGCGUCCAGCUGCCUGGCCCUGGAGAAUGCCGACGACAAGGAAAAUCAAAACGGAAACGUUGCAGAACCGUGCUGGCGCAAAGUUCUUGGCCCGUUUUUACAAAAAAAGACGGACUCCCUUGUGAAAGUUGCACAGAUGCAGGGCGUGGAGGAUCUUUUCGCCCAGCCCGCUGGAACGGCAACGGGUCGUCAGAAAGAAGCUGGGAGAUGCCCGCUCAUUGAUCUCAUGGAAUUGCAAGCGGAAUUCGAUCGUGCGGAGAACGAACUACCCCCGCCACGCGCGGGACUGGAAGAUCGUGAGGCGUGGGCGAAGCAAGUAGCUGACGUGGUUGAAAAGGAACAGCAACUCCGCAAAACAUCUGGCAUGGCAAAAUGGGGAAAAUCAACCCUGCGACCGGGUGACAUGAAGAAUAAAAAAAGCACCAAGAAGGCUGCUCCCGUACGAGAGAAUUCAAGGACACAGCAGGGGAAGCUCAAGCUGGAGACUCUGGACGAGUUUCUUCUUGCGCCGUCUCCGGGUCCGAAGAAGAGAGGAUUACGUGCUGCAAACCGCCUGUGGAGUAGCGACUACAACAACCUUGACCGGCAACGGAGGCGCCAGGAAGAAAGGUACUACAACCGCGGUCCCAUAGUAGAGAUUCGCCGCAAGUUGCUGGCGAGGGCGGCACAAUCGCUGGUGGCGGAAAUGUUCGGCACCACCGGAACUGCGGUUCAGUCGCCGGAGAAGCAAGAAGUCAGUAUGCCAGCGGGUUGGACGAAUGCGAAUCCCGUUGCCGGCGUUGGAAAUAAAACUUCCCCGCCGCAGCUCAAGCAAGACAGAACGCACGCAGCCGGUUCACAGAAUAAAAUCAGGGGCCGAAGAAGUCGUUCGCGUUCCCCAGAGGCACAUCCACAUGCACCACACACGACAGUCCAGUCCUCGAAGCCGAAGCGCUCUAGUACUUCGCCUCGACGGCGUUCUACUGCGUCUGCACGAGGACGAGGUCGAGGACGCGGGUCCUCUUGCGGGUCCGCCUCUUCUUCAAGUAGAUCUCCCUCCAAGAGCCGUGCGGCGCGCGCAGGGGUUCAACAGCUUUCCUGUAUUAACGAAGAAAAUGUUGUGAUCACACCUCCUGCUAGUGAAGAAGUCAAAGCUGCAGAAGUGGGACUUUCAGGACCGUUUGAGAGCAGAAGUUCGUCGUUUUCUCGCCAUGUUUCGCCUGCGAGCUCGGUGCUGAGCGAAGAGCCAGGUGCCGAACCGGGUGCGGUGGUGCUGCAGGAUGAAUUUCAGCCCGAAGAGGAGCCGCUGGACGGAACAGGAUCCCCGCUCAAGCAGCCCAGCCUAUGCCGACACUCUUCAUCUGCGACAGUGUCGACCGUCGUUCCGGCCACCGAGUCGGCAUUGCUCACAGACGACGAGUUGUCGCUCUCUCCAGCUUCUCCGGCGAAGAGGGGCGUAUCUCUUCCAAUCUCGCCCGUGUCACCUCAGCGGUCCGAGAGAAGUUUCGGGUCUUCGAGGAGCAGUAAGACGGGCAAAGAACAAUUCGGCGAUCUUGCACCGCUCGAAAUCCUAGGAUCGGACGAUGAAUCAUGCAAUGAGCAGGUGGAAGAGGACAAGCGGGAUGUGACGGACGUGCGACAACAGGAAGCAAAUGCCUUGGUUUCGCGACUGAAUGAGAAGAUUGUGGAACUCGAGACGUACAUGAUACCUUUGUACUGCGUCCUUUCGCAAAUUUUUCCAAUGGAGCAACAGCAGGAGCGCGAUCAGGCGGCGCGGAUGCUGCAAGGGGCGUAUAAGAUCAGCCAAUUCAUGGCGGAACGCGACCUGACAGGGGAGAGCGACAUCGAAAAUACACUCAAGCCGGCACUUGCGGAGGUCGCAAAGGCCCAGAAAGCGGUAGAUUCCGUCUGGGAGAAGCACGUUUUGACCCGGCUCAACCGCGGGGAAAAAGCAAAGCUGGCCCUAACGACGACGGGACACCCCAUUCCGGGGGACACUCUACCAAGCCGAGAAGGCAGCACGGAAUGCAAUCCCGGUUAUGUUACCCCCGGAUCAACGCCGCCGCGUUCGGCCUUUCAUGCGACGUCGGAUAACAGCGAGGGCUGGAAGGCCGGGCUUGAGCUCAAGGUGGAUGAUUCAGAUUGGUAUCAACCUUUAUCUAAAUUAGACAUCGAUGAAGAUGUUAUGUUUAACAGACAUUCUCUUUCUCAUGAAAGUUCGCGUUCCUUGAAGAGAAUUCCGAACCGUCCGCAUUCGUUGAAGGAUAUUCACGAUAAUCAGGCAAUUAGCAGUUCAGCAGGCUAAAACCAAGAAUUUAGAAAUUGAACAUCACUAUUAACGAUCAUCCGUCGUCAAGACUUUACUUUAGUCUCCCGCUACUCGUUGCACGACUGACACGAGAGUAGACGAAAUACGUUAUUAAGUAUUUUCAAACGACAACAGACGUUCUCACAUGUGGCGCUUUCGCUUGCGUGAGAGACAAAAUAGGAUGACUUCGGGAAAGAAGACCACUUAGAUAUUGGUCUUCGAUUUUCACGUAGUCGUCCUCACAUACUUUUUCAUCCUUUUGGUAGCGUUAGAGAAUCUUAUACCCCAUCCCAUACCAGAAUGAAAUAUACUGACAAGAAGUUCGAAGAAAUCUAAAGCAUGAAGGUUCAUGCAAGAGCAUCGCAGUUCCGGUUGCGACAUUAUUCGCCCGAGGCAUUGUUCUGGGAUUUUGCUCGUGUGCGGCACAGCCAUAGUAAG